Molecule: messenger RNA, 1277 nt
Organism: Planococcus citri (citrus mealybug)
Lineage: Eukaryota; Metazoa; Arthropoda; Insecta; Hemiptera; Pseudococcidae
Exons: 4
Coding region: 469-1113 (214 amino acids)
Source: RefSeq, a predicted model, not a curated record
CAGGUCCAGCAGCCAGCCUCCUGAGCUAGCAGCCAGCACAAUGCGACUUUACAUUCAUUUAGCGAGUCGCUCCAUUAAGUUAGCGAUGUUUAAAACCUCUCGCCGCUGAGGUCAUUUCUUUAGUCGUCUCAACGCCGCAAACAGUCUGCAAUCGCGUGUUAGUCGGUUAAGGUUGUGCGCUGCCGAAACCGAGAGAACACUGUUUGUCGAGUGAUAAGAAUCAGCUGUGUUGUGUGCAACGCAAGUUCUAUUUUUUGUCGAGUUAACGUCGUCGUACGAUUUAAGAAUACAACUCUUUUGCAUUAUCAUUAACGCUUAUUUUCAUAUCUUGAUAAUUUUUUUUUUCAUCAUAAUUCUCGCGUUCUCAUCGUACGUAAGUUGUGUUUUGGUUUGGUUUUUAUUUUGGGAGAGAUCGAUUCGCCUAAAAUUUCUCGAUAGUAACGUACAUUGUCGCUAUUUUUUCGUAGUAUGGAACGCGAAAGUGAACGCGGUAUUUCGGAAAAUAUCAUUAUUACUAUUCCAUCAGUCGGCGAUAACGUCAAUUCGUACCGGUUACAGAGCAAUUACGAAAGUAAUUUGGAUAGCAACAGUAACACUGCUCUUAUGCCAUGGAUUAUACCACGACCAACGUUAGUAAAACCAGAAAGCAUGAAUGAAAUUACGGUAGAAAAUCUCUUGAAACAUGGAACGAUAUAUCCGUCAAAUUUAAUUAUAGCACUACCAUCACCAACGAAUGAAAAAACAAAUUCAUCUUCAUCGUCGACUACAUCCAGCAAAUCUAGCUCAAAAAGUGCCAAUUCAAACACACUGCUGCUGACGGCAGCCAAUUUAGCAGCAUUCAAAUUCGAUAACGUUACUCCACAUCACGAAUAUGUUACUUCGAAUGGAAAAAAUUACGAUACCGAGUCUCUAGCAUCAUCGACACAUUUUACAUUAGUCAAUGGAAUGGAAAGAAAAAUUCCGAAGCAUAUGAAACCGGUGGAGUGUUGCUGUGAAAGACAUCAACUAUCCAUAUUGAUUACAACCACGACGUUGGUUUUCAGCUUUACAAUUUUUCUAUGCAUUUAUUUCGUGCAAGCUAAAGCGCAAGAUGAUCACGUCAGAUGGUCAUAGUUGAUAGAUAUGAGUUCACUGAACAGCGCAAAUCUCAAAGAAACAUAAUGACUGUGAUAUAAAUUUAAGGAUUACUUUUAAAUACAUAUUUAUUUUUAUACUGUACGUACUAUUUUAAAAUUUUACUGUGUAAUAUUACCAAUAAAUCGAUAAUUUCUCUUUUA